AUGGCUUUGUUCCUCUUAGCCCAAAAGAACUUCUCCUCUACUACAGUGAGAAGAGUCCUUAAGCAGACAGUCACAGCUGAUAAAUUGAAUCAGCUGAAUGAAAAGUUAUUAAAAAAGUUAAACAAAAGACCAGAUACAGAUAUUGCUGAAUAUACUAAUCCCACUAAUGAGAUUCAGAGGGAAAGAAUCAACCCAGAUUUUACCACCGUUCAGUUUAAAUUCAACCCAGAAAGAGUUGGUUUAAGAAAGGAUUACGAUCUCUCUGAGGUAGCUGCCGAAAGUCAGCACGCAGUAGUACCACAUGUUGAUGAGUAUGAUCGUAAAAGAGUUGCUACUAUUUACCAGCCAAGCUCUAGAGCUUGUCAAGAUACCCCUCAAAUUGACUGGGGAAAGUACUGGGUUGUCAGCUGGGAGCCUAGACAGUUCUAUAAGUCACCAUUAAUGCAUUAUGGUACUGCUACUAACGAUCCUUUCGGUAAGCAUGAAGUGAAAUUCAAUACUCUUAAGUCAGCAAUCAAUAUGUGCAGAGAUCAGGGAUUCGGAGUUGACAUUAUCAUGCCAAGACAUAGGUUUCACUCCAGACAAGCUUAUAUUGACAAUUUUAACUGGAAAGGAGACCCCAAAAAAGAAGAGAUCGAUGAUGAUUAA
Moneuplotes crassus is the source of this 648-nucleotide messenger RNA. The record is from the annotation of a GenBank genome assembly. Lineage: Eukaryota; Ciliophora; Spirotrichea; Euplotida; Euplotidae.